This is a messenger RNA of Phodopus roborovskii (desert hamster), 1712 nucleotides long. RefSeq names its product prokineticin 2 (gene Prok2). Lineage: Eukaryota; Metazoa; Chordata; Mammalia; Rodentia; Cricetidae. The coding region runs from base 294 to 680 and encodes 128 amino acids. The record is from RefSeq and is a predicted model, not a curated record. The transcript has 4 exons.
GGCUUUCUGAAACUACAAAAGCAACAGGAAGGCUGUCUAGGGCUGCGGCGCCCCGCGGGGGGCUCUGCCCGCGUGGCGCCUGUGCGCAUGGGGCGCGGGGGCACGUGCGCGUAUGCGCGUGGGGCGCGGGGUGUGUGCCCGCGCCGUGCCCCCCGCGUGCUGCCGGGCGUGAGUCACCGCGGGGCUCGCCUUUAUAACUGCCGUCAGGCUCGCGGCUCGGCAGAGCAACCCGGCCACGAGUCCCCAACGUCCCUGAUCGCGUGUCCCAACCGCCGCCGUGUCCCCGGGGCACCAUGGGGGGCCCGCGCUGUGCCCCGCUACUGCUACUCCUGCUGCUGCCGCCCUUGUUCACGCCGCCCGCCGGGGAUGCUGCGGUCAUCACCGGGGCUUGCGACAAGGACUCACAAUGUGGAGGAGGCAUGUGCUGCGCUGUCAGUAUCUGGGUUAAGAGCAUAAGGAUCUGCACACCCAUGGGCCAAGUGGGAGACAGCUGCCACCCUCUGACUCGGAAAAGCCAUGUCGCAAAUGGAAGGCAGGAAAGAAGAAGGGCGAAGAGAAGAAAAAAGAAAAAGGAGGUUCCAUUUUGGGGGCGGAGAAUGCAUCACACGUGUCCCUGCCUGCCAGGCUUGGCGUGUUUACGAACCUCUUUCAACCGGUUUAUCUGUUUGGCCCGGAAGUGAUGACUUUGAAGUAGGAAGUUGAAGUGUGAACCUCCGCUGCACAGUGUCUGUCAAGUCUCACUUGUGAUUGUGUCAAACAAAGAAAGAAACGCUCUCGCUUCCUCAACUUCCCAAGUAACAUUCCGAAGUGACUUUUAUUUAUUUAUUUUUUUGAAGGAGAGUUUUGAUUUUUGGAUAGAUAUGUAAAGGGCAAAGCGUUCUGGAAUGUCUUCUCAUUUUCCUGUUUAUGUUUUGGUUUGACAUGUUUGGAAUGGCAACAACAAGCAUUUUAACGAAUGGGAGAAUAAGAGUAGGUAUUUUUUAUUGCAGAAACUUUUUUUUUUCCUACUGGGUGCAUAGACACUCCCUCACUCUUCAAAGACCGAUGGCCCUCAGCUUAGCCUAGUGUUCUAAAGUGGGGUCUCGGCAACCCUGGCUAGCUGGUAGACUCACUGAAGAGGCUCAGUCAGCUAGCUCUAUACUUCUUGGGUGGCAAGAAGGUGCAUUUUGAACCAGGACACUCCAGACAGCUCACCAGGAGUAGGAAGUUGGGAGUGCUUCUGGAAGUUCCCUGCACCCAUCUGGUCCAAUGGGUUUCCGGUUUCAGUUCUACUGUCUGAAUGGGAGGACAAAAUUAAUGGGACACUGAAAGUGUGUGGUCCGUCUUUAUAGAUUUUGUUUAAGCAAAAGACAUUUUCUCUCUAAUGGAAUAUUAUACUUUCUUUUUCUUUUUUCUUUCUUUCUUUCUUUCUUUUUUUUUUUUUUUUUUUUUUUUUUUUUUUUUUUAUCUUCUUGGUGGGGACAUUCAAAGAAUGCCACUUAAGGAAAAAGCAUUGAUUUUCAUCUGGUGUGACAGAAGUCAUCAUUUAAAAAUUGGUGUUAAGUUAUAAUUUAAACUUUUAUUUGUAACCCAAAGGUCUAUUAUAAUGGAUUUCCUGAUAUCUUGCCAUUUGUACUGGUAUCAAUAUUUCUAUGUAAAAAAUUCUGUAUCAGAAUAAUGACAAUACUGUAUAUCCUUUGAUUUAUUUUGAUAUUAUAUCCUUAUUUUUGUCA